Lactuca sativa (garden lettuce) is the source of this 2128-nucleotide messenger RNA. RefSeq lists its product as uncharacterized. Gene Ontology annotation, molecular function: GTPase activator activity. Gene Ontology annotation, biological process: positive regulation of GTPase activity. The record is from RefSeq and is a predicted model, not a curated record. Lineage: Eukaryota; Viridiplantae; Streptophyta; Magnoliopsida; Asterales; Asteraceae.
AAAUCACUUGAUCACCAACCAGAAAAUCACGGAUAUUAAAAAAUCAGAUUACUCCGCCGAUCUAGGUUUCCAUCUCUCUUGAUUGCCACUUGUUUUCAAAAUCAAUCUAUAUUUAGAAGCUUGUAAUUCCUUUUUCAGUUCUCUUUAUAUCAUGUAUCUCAACUGAAAUCCUCAUUGCCUGAAAGAAGUUGAUUCCCUAAAGAAAUCGCCGAUAUCCGGAAAUAAUGGUUCUCGUUGUAACUUAGGACUCGUUGGAAAACGUAAGAUUUUGGGAAGAAAGGGAGUCCAAGAAGCUAAGAGAACCGAUAAUCCGAAAAUGUCGUUUCCGAUUUUUGAUGGAAAUGUAUACCUAUUAAAGGGGAUUCCUAAUUUUCUGGCAAAAGAGGACAAUUCACCAGCUCAUGUUGAGGUGAAUAACAAUAUCAUACCAUCAUCAGCCGUGCUAAAGCAAUUGGCCAUAGGUUUUCAGACCACAAAAGGUUUAAGGUCGAUGAAGGAUCUUUUGGCAUCAUCAAGAGAUUCAUCACCUGUAAAAGAGAGAUCUGGUUUAAGCUUAUCUGCUAUGAAAUCAUUUGUAGUGGGGGAGAGGGAAGAUGAUAAGUUUUCUUCUGAGUUUGGUCGUAAUGAAAAAGUAAUGUCUUUUAUCCAUUCACUUCUCAAUGCGGAAGGAAACUUUUCUCGAAAGAAGGUUGGAUCUUGUUUUAAGACGAAUAAAAUGAUUACUAAUUUUUCCAAAGAACUUCAUGGAGCACCUGCCGAGAGCUUCGUUACGGAGCUUGCUGCAGUUGUUGGAAGUUUGAAAACUUUGAGGAAAAUGGCAUUGUUUUGGUCGAGGGUAGUUUUAGAAUUGAGAAGGCUAUGGUGUGAAGGACAAUACAUACCAGGAAUCCCUCCGGAUGAUAUCCCAAACUUAAAUUCCUGUCUUUUGUACCAGGAUUCGCAGGUUAUCAAUUGUUGUAUUACGAGGAAACAAAGGCGAGUUAUUGCCACCCAAUCAUUAGAUGCCGUUCUAAAACAAGCCAAUCGUGAUCCUGAUUUGUAUGCUAAGAUUAGCUCUGGGGAACGUGUGCUCCGAUUAGGAGCUCACAAACGACUUGAGAACACCACACUUUUAAAAACUGGUGAACCCGUGUAUACACCUAUUAUGCAGGAAGGGCCGUUGCUUACUGAAGAAGUUAUUAGGGAAACGGAGGAGCUUGUGUUACGUACUGGGAGUGUUGGUGCGGGGUGUUCUCAGCUUCUCUCUGACAUGCAGGCUUUCAAGGCAGCAAAUCCAGGGUGCAUAUUAGAAGAUUUCGUUAGAUGGCACUCACCCCCUGACUGGACAGAAACAUCAACAGAUGAUGAGGGUAAAGAAUCCAUUAAUGGUGAUCUUUCUUCUUCUAAAGGACAGCUGAGUUCGCGUAUGCAAAAAGAAGGUAAUUUGUGGCGAGAACUAUGGGAAGCUGCAAAAUCGAUACCUGCUGUUAAACAAUCUCCAUUAUACGAUGAGGAUUUAUCAGUGGAAGGUAUUCUGCAUGGCUUUGAGAACAUCUCACCUUCUGGUUUCUUUGAGCAGUUGUUUCUUUCUCUUCUCAGUUCAGGAUGUACGAUUGCUGAGGCCAGAAUUUCAACUAACGAAGAUCUGUACAAGUUGUUUAAGGAGUGCAAAGAGUAUAUUAUUAUUACGUGUCAAGGCAAACGUUGGGUUGAAAAAGCAGAUGAUAUAUGCAAGGUUUAUGAGACAGUGGCGAUGAUGGCAUUGUGCCCCAAUGGCGUCAUAAGGAUCACAAAGCCGCAGCCUGAUGAGCCCACUGCAAGUGAUGAACCCAAGGGUAGUUUUGGGAAAGUUGGCGUCCUGUUUGGUGCCAUAGAUAAUAGUCCGUGGAAAACACCACCAAAGGGCCCAAAGAAGCAAGAAGAUGACACAGCAGCACAAGCUUCCUUAAUGUUUUCAAAGAAGCCACCAAAACCUACUGAGAAACAAGUCGGUUCUAUCGAAAACAUACCGUUACCUCAAUGAUGUUUCUUCAAGAUAAUCUAGAUAUUGAUAAAAACGAUAGCGAUAGAUAAUUAUAUGUUAUGUAUAGUAUUUCAAUUCCUUAUUAUUAGGCUAUUAUGUAUAUUGUAAGUAGUGAAUGAUAAUAAA